This is a messenger RNA of Momordica charantia (bitter melon), 1016 nucleotides long. The record is from RefSeq and is a predicted model, not a curated record. NCBI's taxonomy places the organism in Eukaryota, Viridiplantae, Streptophyta, Magnoliopsida, Cucurbitales, Cucurbitaceae.
AGGAAACAAAACCAAAAACCCUAGAUCCUUGUACUUCUUCCCCACGCAUUCUUCUCUGUAGUCCUCUCUCCUGCAACGCUCCGGCACGCCUGAAAACGAUUUCGAAUCCAUUCCGAUUAGAAAUCAUCGCAAAUCUGUGGUAAAAAAAAUUGACGAAUCGGUUUCUUGCGUUUCUCGCCCCCUGGUUACCCAAAUAGCUUCUCUGAUUGAAUUUGCAGCUCAAGCGGCUUCAACGAUUCCGGAGCUGCCAUCAAUCCCAGCCCAUUAACCAUGGCUGCAAGAAUUCUUGCCAAUUUAAUUGUUAUGGGCUCUGGGAUACUUGCUAGGGGCUUUGUUCAAGCCUACCGUCAAGCCCUUGCAAAUGCUUCAAAGUCGGGUGUAGCUCAAGAAACAGUGCAAAACACUUUCCGGAGAGCAAGCAAAGUGAUGACAGAGCAAGAAGCGAGGCAGAUUCUUAGCGUCACCGAAGAAACGCCGUGGGAGGAGAUUGUGAAGAAAUAUGACACCUUGUUUGAAAAGAAUGCCCAGAAUGGAAGCUUUUAUCUUCAGUCAAAAGUUCACAGAGCCAAAGAACGAUUAGAGACUCUCCAUCAGAGCAAAGUUUAUCAUAACCAUAAAAAUAAAGGAUCGAACAGCAGCGGGACGGGAAACAAAGGAUCAACGAUCCACUAUGAACCUUUGGAGAUAGCUCAAGAGCUGUUCACCAUCAACGUGUUGGUCAUGCAGCUCCUUAAAGGCUUCAAAGGACCACGGAUCGACAAGUAUGAUGGAUCUACGGACCCUGUGGAUCACGCCACAUCUUACCACGAUGCUAUGAGGGGGUCAAGUAUAACAACGCUGAAAAAAGCGGGGGUUCUUGACAACACUCGCUUGCCCCGCCAGGUAGUCGUUCUAAGACUUGCCCCAACUCUCCAUCUCAAUGAACCAAGAUCCUUCUCGAAAGUUUGUCGACCAUUUUCAUUACUCAUGCGUCAACGAUAGGAGAACUGAGACCCACCUUAUGCUCAUUAAACAAA